Messenger RNA from Pseudogymnoascus verrucosus, 1590 nucleotides. RefSeq lists its product as uncharacterized. The transcript has 5 exons. Bases 1 to 1590 code for a protein of 529 amino acids. NCBI's taxonomy places the organism in Eukaryota, Fungi, Ascomycota, Leotiomycetes, Thelebolales, Thelebolaceae. The record is from RefSeq and is a predicted model, not a curated record.
AUGCCGCCUAAAAGAAAAGCUCCCCUCGCAACAGCAGACGCCAACACGCUCGACACUCCAGCUCUAAAGAAAGCAACCAAAGGCAAAAGGACGACUAAUGGUGCCCCAUCUGCACCGGCUGCCCAGAAUAAAUACAAAUAUUCGGGCCCUGGUAGUAUGGUUAAUCAAGGACCUGUCGAUAUUACGUUCGUCAUGUGGCCAGGGAUUAAAGGCACCGAGGAAGAAGAAGUCGAGGAUGACAAGGAUGACGAGGAAGACGACAAACCCGAAUCUGGAUCUCUGCAGGAAACUCUAGAUGGGAUCGAGAACGAGAGGAGAAAGGCAGUCAAUGAAGCCAUCAAUGCUCGAAUGAACAAUAAUACCGUGUCAAGCUCGGAGAUACGCAACAUACGAGACGAGAAGUCGAAACCCUUCGAAAAGAAGGCGGAGCAGGCUAGAAAGAAGUUUCUGAAGGCGAAAACCAUGACAGCAGAGGAGGCAAGGGCAACAGUGGGGGUGGAUGAUGCAACCCGCAAUGAGAAAACAAAGGCUAAGAAGAAUUGUCAGGAGAGGCUGAAUGAGAUCUGCAGGGAGAGGAACAUGGCCGUUCAUAACGCUCUUAAUUCCGAUAAGAAGAGCUACAUAUCAGUUAGGGAGGGACAAGCCAGAAUUGCGAAGGCGGAGAAGCGAUUUUUGAAGAAAAUGGACGAAUGCAGGGGUGCUGUUGCGAAGUAUACCCCUUUGACAAUGGAGGAGGCAAAGGAGAUUGUGCCUAAUGUCGAGGUGGAUGAUGAGGGUAACGAAAUCACCAAGAAAAGUGCGGCACAGGCCAAAAAGGAUGCCAGGACAAAGACCUUUGUACCUCCCAGAGUCGUCACUGAUGAGGGCCUCCCAGUUAGCAGGGCUGGAAUGGAGAAGUUCAUUGAGAUCAAUCAGGAGAUAGAUAAGCGCAACCAGGAUGUCCACGGCUUGUAUAUAUACAAUGAUUUCUCUGGAUACGGUGUUACGGAAGUGAUGGAGAAUUUGCUGGCGGAGUUCAACAAGUCGAUCUUCAAGAAAGACAUUUCCCCACUUAAGAAAUGGGCAAUUGUCGAGGGCCUCACCCUCUACCUUACAAUGGGCGACCUCAGGGUAUGGAUGAUGAACGAUGAUUCCGAAGGCAUAGAGGAAGUUUUCAAUAUGAUGGGCGUCAUGUUUGUUACAGCUCUAGAAAUGCUUCACGAAUCCGCACUCAUCGGCCCCACAUCACCGUUGCCAGACAACGUCGGCGUCCUGAGCUUAUUAUUUCUCAACUUCGUGAUGAUUGGGUGCACUGAUUAUGAUCUCGAGUGGGCGCAUGAAGUUGUGAGAGCGGCUGAUGAGUACGGUGUGGUUCUUACUCCGAUGAAGCAGGUUGAGGAUGUGACCCAGGAUAGGCUGGACGAGUUGAGAGAUAUAUGCGAGAAAACCAAGAAGGGGAAGGGGCUUUUUUGGAAGACUGAGUACCCUAAGUUUAAGAGGGAUCAUCCAGGUGGUCGUAAAUAUGAUAUUACCAAGAUGUCCACGGCCCAGAAGGCUCAGUAUGAGUUUGGCAACGUGAGUGAAGAUUCGGAAGUCGAAGACUUGGACUAA